AGUCAACCUUCCUUUCCCCAUCCUCCUUCGACCAUAUCUGUUAUACACUCUUCUUUCAUCGUCUUCCUCGAUGACUUCGGUCUCUACAUCAUCCGGUCUUGCGCCUGGUGAGGUCGACGAGCGAGCUCCUCUCCUCAACUCUUCUGCCUCUUCCCAUCAAUCCGCCUCCCGAAGGCGUCGAGGCUCCCUCGCCGCGUCUAAUUCCCGACGACCGGAAUACCUUCUGAAGGGUCUCCUAGCGCUUCUCUGUCUUUCCUUUGUCAUCCUCGUCUCUGUACUGCUCUUCCAUCCCUCCAAGUCGACGGCUCCAGAGCUCAACUCCCAUGGCCGACUUAAUCCUUCCCACCUGGCGAGAGGCAGUAGAGGAGCAGUGGCGGCCGAAAAUCCCGUCUGCUCCAAGGUCGGUCUCGACCUCCUGCGGAAAGGUGGCUCAGCGGCAGACGGCGCCGUCGGUACUGCUCUUUGCGUAGGAGUGCUCAACAUGUUCUCCUCCGGUAUUGGUGGAGGAGGAUUCGCUCUAAUCCGGGCUCCUGCCUCCAACGGAUCUGCCGAGGCUGAGCACAUCACAGUCGACUUUAGAGAGACGGCUCCGGGCGCUGCUUACGAGGAGAUGUUCCACGGGGCACCAGAAGCUGCCAAGGUCGGCGGUCUGGCCGUGGGAGUUCCUGGUGAGCUCAGGGGUCUGGAGGAGAUCUGGAGACGGUGGGGCAGGCUGGAAUGGAGCGAGGUGGUGAUGCCCAGUGUCAAGCUGGCAGAGGAGGCCAAGGUGGGCCGAGAGCUGGCGAGACGGCUCAAGUGGCUCGGGUCUUUCAUCCCUGAGAAGCCUGAGUGGGAGGAGGUCUUCAUGGACCCCACCACUGGCAGGUUUCUGGAAGUAGGCGACACCAUCCGACGCACUGCAUACGCCGAGACGUUGAGGCAAGUCGCUCGGCAUGGUAGCGAUGUCUUCUACGAAGGCCCGAUUGCCGAAGCGAUGGUCGCCAAGGUACAGAAAGCUGGCGGUAUCCUCACAUUGCAGGAUCUGAAGGACUACAAGGUCGAGAUCCGCAAUGCUCUUCAGGGAGUCUGGACUGGCGGUCAGAAAGCCUGGACUACACCUGCUCCGACCUCUGGCGCUAUUCUCCUGCAGAUGAUGAAUGUCCUGCGCAUGCUCGGGUACGAGAGGCACGCAGACGAAUAUCACGGUCCCCAUCACGGCAAGAAGUCACCUAUCGAGACGCAGAUCGAAAUUGAGUCACUCUGGACUCACCGCUUGAUCGAAGUGAUGAAGCACGGCUUCGCAUCUCGUACCCGCUUGGGCGAUCCGGCUUUCCUCAACGUCUCUUCUCUUCUGGAAAUCUCCAAGAUUCCUACACUGGCUACCGCCAAGUCGCUCUUGUCCAUGAUUGACGAUUCCCACACACAUCCUCUAGAGUAUUACAACCCACUCUUUGACAUUGAGGAAGACCACGGUACCAUGCAUCUCAGCGUGGUGGAUGAGGACGGCAUGUGCGUCGGCAUCACCAGCACAGUCAAUCUCAUCUUUGGCUCACAGGAGAUGGAUCGCGAGACGGGUGUCAUCUUCAACGACGAGAUGGACGAUUCAUCCACUCCCGGCACACCCAAUGCAUUCGGUCUUCGUCCCUCGCCUUUCAACUACCCUCAACCGCACAAGCGGCCCCUCUCGAGUAUCACGCCACUGAUCCUCGAGGACGCUCAAGGCCACUUUGAGGUCCUCCUCGGCGGCGCAGGUGGUUCGCGGAUCCCUACCUCCGUCCUACAAGUGCUCCUCAAUAUGGAGCGCGGUCAGAACCUGAGCGAAGCAAUUGAGGCUCCCCGGAUUCACCACCAACUCCUCCCUGCCGAAGUAGGCGUGGAGACGACCAUCUUCGAUCACGAUGACGCGGUGCUGAUGGGUGUGCGGGACGUGCUGAGGGCAAAAGGACACAAGCUCUCCGAGACUGAUGUCAAUCUCGGGUUCGCAGUGGUGCAGGGAGUGCAGAAGAUUUUAGAUUCGCGAGGGGAGGUGUUGGAGGUCAGAGGGGCGAGUGACUCGAGAAAGAAUGGAUGGGCAGAGGCGUACUGAUGCAUGCUUCGUCUAGCUUUCGAUGCUCCCUUUGCAAUGGUAGACCUGCAAGUGAACGGACUCUCUAUUAUCUCAAUUUUAAGCGAUUGUUUUCGUAAUUGCACACACACACACAAACAUUGUAACGAAGAUGCACGGAGUAUAU
Messenger RNA from Microstroma glucosiphilum, 2210 nucleotides. Its product is annotated as gamma-glutamyltranspeptidase. The record is from RefSeq and is a predicted model, not a curated record. Gene Ontology annotation, biological process: glutathione catabolic process. Bases 71 to 2065 code for a protein of 664 amino acids. Gene Ontology annotation, molecular function: glutathione gamma-glutamate hydrolase. Lineage: Eukaryota; Fungi; Basidiomycota; Exobasidiomycetes; Microstromatales; Microstromataceae. The transcript has a single exon. Gene Ontology annotation, cellular component: fungal-type vacuole; plasma membrane.